AUGUCUGAAGCCAGAACUCGAAGGAAUUCGCAAUUCCAAUCUUCAAUUUUUGAAUCAAGCUCUAUUUCUCAGAACAAAAGUACAAUUGAAAGAGAAAGUUUCAAUAAUCGGCAGUUAAGACAACGGUCAUGUGACUCAUUAAGCCUUGAUUAUGGAAGGAGCCAGCCAAGAGACUAUAGAAAUGUACAAGGAAAUGACUAUACCUAUUAUGACUCCAGCAAGACUAUGUUUUUUUCCUAUAAAUAAUCAUUUUUUUAUGUUUUUUAAAAAAUUUUCUAAUAAACCAUAUUAGUAUAGCAGAAAUAAAAAUCAAGAACGCCAGUUUGGUGUCCAAAAUUCAAAUCAAUUUGAAUAUGAAGAUUCAAAUUCUCGUCCAUCUAAGCCUUCUGAUACUCCUAAUUUGCUAGGAAACGACCAAAAUAAUUACUACCAAAAAGAAAACAUCAGAAAGACCUCACGUGACUUUGAGCCAAAAUAUUCAGAGACCUCUGCGUUUAACCGAAAAUAUUCAGAAUUAUAUGGAAGUUCUCAGCAUAUAAAACAACUCCCUAAAAAAGAAGAAAAUAAUACAGAAAGACGAGGGGAUGUGUCUUCAAGGCAAAGAAAACGUGAAAACAUGGAAUCCACAAUUUUUUACCCAAGUCAAUACAAAGAUUUUGAAAGAGAAAACCCUCAAGAAACUAGAAAAACCCAGUUUUCCCCUGAAUCUAGAAGGCUUGAAAUGAGAGAGUCUUCUAUUUUUGGCAAACAAGAACCUAGACAAGCCCCAAGUCAGCAGCAUGAUACCUAUAAUGAAGAAAAAAGAAGGAAAAACCAUAUGUACUCAGACAUAUUUGGAGAGCCCAGUGAAUAUGCUCAUAAUAAAUGCCCAGACAAGCUGAUUGCAGCUACCCAAAAAUGAACAGAAAAUGAUGCAAGGACUUAUACAAGAGAAGAAGAUUAUGAUGCCCAGAAAUUUAAAUCAAAAAAUCUAUGGGGAAAUGAAGACUACCAGGAAAGAAAUAUAACCCCUCAGCCAAAUAGAGCUGAUCCUCAGAAUCCUCUGCAGUUUAAAAAUAGAGAAAUGGCAAGCUCAAUGCAAAAUUAUAGUGAAAGUCAAGGGAAAACCCAAGAGCCUGCUAUUGUAGAAUAUGAUUUAGAAAAUUUGCCUAGAAAUAUUACAAAGGAAGGGAUAAAAAAAAUUUGUAGCAGUGUCCAUGUAGUAUCAAUACAAAUAGAUGAUGAUAAUAUUACUGGGACUUGUAAAGGUAAUGGGAAAAUCGUGAUAAGGACCUCAACAAAUGCAGAAAAAGACUUAAAAAGAUUACUUAUUAAUGUUUAAAUUUCUGAAUAGAAUUCUGGUUGGCAUACCGAUUAGCCAAUUGAUGUCACCAGGAAGCCUCACCUAGUUAGAUUUGCUCUAGGGUUCCAUCAUCAGGUUCCAGGAUUCUCUCUUUGGUUGUCGCUAUUGGCACGUUGACGAUAGGUGCCUUAGAAUACUUAUUUUGGGACUUGCUCGCCUCUUCUCCAUAUCAGCCUUCACUGAUCUGCUCCAGCAGCUUUGUCCUGACCUCUGCAGGACACCGUGGCCAGGUGCUACGGCACGAAAAAGCCCUUUUAGCGGAGAAAAAUCCGCAGCAGAGGAUGUUCUAAUUUCCCAUGGAUGGCGCUAUUUUGGCCUUGAUUUUCCCACUGGGAAAAUCAAGUCCAAAAUAGCGCCAUCCACAGAAAAUUGCAAUAUCAAUAAAGAUUACAGUUAGAUUUGGCUGAUGAAAAUAUUGCAUUGAAAACUCAUAAAGAAAACCUAGGAUUAAAGUCAAAUUAUUCCCAACUUAGCUCAGUAAAGUGGAAUGAUCCUCAUAUUGCAAGAGAUCCAUCAGAAAAUUCAAUUAAAAGAAAGGAGUCUCAUAACAGAAAACCAGUAGACGAAAUUUAUAUGGCAAAUAUGCAGUGGCAAAGGACUAAAAAUCCGAAACAUGAGUAUAAGUAA
Molecule: messenger RNA, 1969 nt
Organism: Blepharisma stoltei
Lineage: Eukaryota; Ciliophora; Heterotrichea; Heterotrichida; Blepharismidae
Source: the annotation of a GenBank genome assembly